AUGGAAUAUUUCAAUUUGAAAUACAUCGCAUUACAGCAAGACCAUAGCAGGACCCGGUUGUCACAGCUCAACAACCAAGUGCUUCGACUAGCAAUGCUUGCUUGGAAACUAUUUGUAGCGGUUCUGCUGGCUGCCGCGAAUGCCUCUUCGAAUUGGCCAUACGUCGUUUACACGGUGCCUCCUAAGUCCCGAAGGCCAGCGCAAGGCUAAUGAUCCCUCGCUAACCGCGUUAGAAACCGAUCGCCCCAAUGAGCUCAAUCAUUGAUAGUAAAUUUUUUUGUUAGUG
Cylicocyclus nassatus is the source of this 286-nucleotide messenger RNA. The record is from the annotation of a GenBank genome assembly. Lineage: Eukaryota; Metazoa; Nematoda; Chromadorea; Rhabditida; Strongylidae.